Molecule: messenger RNA, 2260 nt
Organism: Saccoglossus kowalevskii
Lineage: Eukaryota; Metazoa; Hemichordata; Enteropneusta; Harrimaniidae
Source: RefSeq, a predicted model, not a curated record
UCUCUUGAAAGCUGUCGUGCUAAAAUGUUGUUCCAUGCGCAUGUGCCCCAUCACGGACUUGAUUGGUUCAUAGAUCUCAAGGUUAUGAUACAUGAUAACAUUUAGGUCGUUGACACCCCGAUUAUUAGCCUGGAAUCUAACCAUUCAGAGUGCCUUUCUCUGUGCGUCCAAGGUCUCGCGACAAGACACGGUACCCAGUCCAGUGGAUCAUAUGUGUCCUGACAUCCUAGUAAGUUGUGUGUAACUUACUGUUAUCGACUGACAAACGACAGUAAAACAAGAUGGCUGUACACCACCUCCCUACACUCUUGACCUUACUCCUUGCUGUGGUAAUGUUCAUAGCCGUCAUAAUCAUCAAUGCAUUGGGCGGCCGGCCUGAGCAAUCUGGUGGACUAUUUCUUCACAGCGUGAGUAACUUAUCUGAUAAAUAUUACACAGAAAUCACUCCAGCUGGCUGGACGUUCUCAAUCUGGGGUGUGAUUUACACAUGGAACAUAUUGUGGCUGAUCUACGCCCUCACAACAAUCUUUCGCAAGAAUGGAACAGACUACGUAUACGUGCGCCCUCGAGUGUUGACUCCCCUGUUUUACGCUACGUUUUCUUUGAACCUGGGACUGAAUAUUGGGUGGUUGAUUUUGUUUGACAGGGAAUAUCUACUAGUGUCUUUGUUUUGUUUGGCUUUAAUUGCCUUUACCUUGUAUGUUUGUAUAUUUAUUAGUCAUUUCAAUUUGUACCGAAAUCUCCACGAAUUAUCUAAUAUUGACGUCUGGGCAAUUCGGGUACUUGUCCAUAACGGUUUGGCCAUGUACGCUGCAUGGAGCUCCCUGGCAACCAUUCUAAACCUGAGCAUAGUGUUAAGAUACGUUGCAGAUGUGGACCAAUCCACAGUGACCAUCGUUGCCUUGACGAUAGUAUCAAUUGAAGUAACUGCGUGGUUCGUGAUAGAGCAAUAUACGGUGUUAGAGAAAUACUUGCGCUACACAAUCACUCCAUAUUUUGUCGUUAUUGUCUUUCUAAUCGGUAGUAUCUCCAAAAAUUGGCACGUUACUAAUGUUACUACCGCGCUUGCUUCCACCUUGGGCGUGGCUAUCGUCUUAUUGAUAGCACGGGUAGUAUUACUUAUGUGGCGACAUUUUACACAGCCCAUUGUUACCAUGGUGACAAAAGAGUAGGCAUACCGUACUCAAAUAAACAUGACCAAACCAUUAAGCAAAUAUUAUAUCAAAUGUACGAGAUGGCAAUUCAUAAAAAAAAUAAUCCAACUUCCAUAUGAGGACAAUUCUUUGGGUGAACGCUACACAGGUUUGACUGUAAGUAAUUUUUUUCUAUGUAGGUCUGAACCAGUGGUUAUGUUUUUUAACCAGUGGGCAGGCAUGUGGUGGUUGAUUUCUUGAGCGAGUUUAAUAUAAGUAAUGUAACUGUAAUUAUAUUAAUUGACAACUUCAUGUGUUGAUGUAGCUAUUUUUUUAAUUUGAUGGACAGUUAGAUAUAAUUUUGUAUUUGGCUGGUGUGAUUAUUUAGGAUGAUUGUAUAGGAUGGUGAAGAUAGUCUCUAAAAAUAUAAAAUCAUUGCAUGUGUUAGAAAGUUUGCAUACACUUGUAUUUGAAUCUAUAUUUUGCAGACUAUUCAUUACCAAUCACAGUACACGCUUUGAAAGCAUCUUUCAUUUCAAAUUUUCUUUUAGCAAAAUGUUGGUCAUUAUCAGUGUGCUUCAGUUUAUAACAAGAAUGAUUUUUAAAAUUGAAUUCUCCAAAUUUAAUUUGAGUCUGCUUUUUGACUGCUUUGGAAAAAAAAUUUCAAUGAAAUAUACAAUUAGAAGUAAAUUUAUAUGUGUCUUGAGCACAAACGAAAAUGUUAUGGCAUCGUGAUCUUUCCGUGUAUGCUUAUUUUGUGUAUAAAGUGUUUACUGAAUUGAAUUUCGUUUGAAUCACCAAAUUACAAAUCCGGAAAAUAUAGUAAGAUAUUUUUAAAGAUCACUAUAUACGAUUUUCUGUUGCAUCAACGACGUGUCUGAGAAUACGCAUAGCUAGUUAUGUCACACCUAAUCUCUGCGAGUCAGCGACGUCUCGUAUAAAUAGGCUCAGAGGGCAUCAAAUAUGUGUUUAGCUAAAUGACGUAUAUACUACUGGUGUUUAGUGUAUAUGUUAUUUUGUUUAUAUUCCAGUUACUGUUUUUUUUUUUAUCUGACCCAAUGUAGUUACCAUGACAACAUAUUUUGUUGAACAGUGUACUGUUUAUGUAAUAAAAAUGAAAAAAAAAA